Molecule: messenger RNA, 1150 nt
Organism: Saccostrea echinata
Lineage: Eukaryota; Metazoa; Mollusca; Bivalvia; Ostreida; Ostreidae
Exons: 1
Coding region: 7-645 (212 amino acids)
Source: RefSeq, a predicted model, not a curated record
ACUGGCAUGUAUUUGUUAAUUAAUAUUACAGGGUUCCCAAAGCCAGGCAGAAUUACAGUUUGGAUUGUUGGCUCAUCAAUUAUAAAAAGGGCAUCCAUGGCAGCAAGAUUAAGACCGGGGGGAUGGAGUCUUGGGUUAACCCAAAGAGGGGUAGAUAUGUGGUGGCAAGGGUAUGGUGGGUUAAAAUUUAUUGACCUAGUUCAGAAGGUUAGGUACUUAGCAACAUUAGAGGAUCCUCCAAGAUAUCUAAUCAUUCACUGUGGGGCCAAUGAUCUGGGUCAAAUUAAACUGUCAAGAUUACUCUAUAGAAUUAAGUGGGACAUCCAGUUACUUUCAAGAAUCUUCACCAACACGACUCUCGUUUGGUCUUUUCUCCUCCCCCGCAUUUCAUGGAGACACUCAAGUAACAUUAGAGCAAUGGAGCAGGCAAGGGAUAGGCUAAACAGGUGGGCAGCAAAACAGGUAUUUCAAAAUGGGGGGAAAAUUAUCACGCAUUCUCAAUUUAUAGGUAAACCUGUACAGUUGUAUCACUCAGAUGGAACACACUUGUCGGAGUUGGGGAAUGACAUUUUCCUCAACAACAUUCAGGGGGCCCUGGAGUAUUUUGCCAGUGGGGGUAAAAGUAAAGAAUUUCCAUGUAAAUAAUUAACUAAGUAAUUUAGUCCAUAAAGUAGGUAUGCCUUUUUGGCAGAGGCACAGUGGUCAUCUUGAAGGUUCCUACCCCCACCAUGUGGCGGUGGGCAACCUGAUUGUAUGUCUGCAAAUGCACACAUUCAUCAGGUGCCCAUGUGGCCAUAUCGUCACCUUCAAGUUGGUUGUGGAAAUAUGAUGUUGACUGUUGUUACGUUGAUGUUGAUUUAAUAAUUUUUUCAUAUAGACAGUUUAAAGUAAAGAGUUGUAUACUAAAUGAUAUGUUGAUGUGUCGUUAGCAUGAUUGUGAUCAACCCAUCAUGCUACUUGCCGUUUCGGACGACACAUAAAAUGUUGUUGUAGGGGGUGAGCCCUGUUGUCUGGCGACCCCAAACUUGAUGUUGUAAAUACGUUUAUUUGACCACUGUGGCCAAUAUCUGCCAUACAAUAAACAAUUAACUAUAAAUGUGUUUUUAAUUCUAAAAAUCCAUAGGUAAUGUUACAAAUACAAGCAUAGGAC